This is a messenger RNA of Pan troglodytes (chimpanzee), 4765 nucleotides long. It is a transcript of the gene SEL1L3, whose product is annotated as SEL1L family member 3. The record is from RefSeq and is a predicted model, not a curated record. NCBI's taxonomy places the organism in Eukaryota, Metazoa, Chordata, Mammalia, Primates, Hominidae. Gene Ontology annotation, molecular function: protein binding. Bases 132 to 3422 code for a protein of 1096 amino acids. The transcript has 24 exons.
GGAGGUGGCGGCAGGUGGCCCCGCGCGCGGCGGCCGGCCCGGCCGGGGGCGGGCGGGAAGGUGGCGCCUCGGGCGGGGGCCGGUCCCUGCACCAGGUGACCUGUUCCGGCCCGGAUCCGGGCGGCCUCGCCAUGCAGCGGCGCGGCGCGGGGCUCGGGUGGCCGCGGCAGCAGCAGCAGCAACCCCCGCCGCUCGCGGUCGGCCCCCGGGCCGCAGCCAUGGUCCCCCCGAGUGGCGGCGUCCCCCAGGGCCUCGGCGGCCGCUCUGCCUGCGCGCUGCUCCUGCUCUGCUACCUGAAUGUUGUACCAUCUUUGGGUAGGCAGACUUCCCUGACGACAUCAGUGAUACCCAAAGCUGAGCAGAGCGUGGCUUACAAAGACUUUAUUUAUUUUACUGUCUUUGAAGGAAAUGUUCGCAACGUUUCUGAAGUCUCGGUUGAGUAUUUAUGCUCUCAGCCUUGUGUUGUCAAUUUGGAAGCAGUUGUUUCAUCUGAGUUCAGAAGUAGCAUUCCCGUGUACAAAAAAAGGUGGAAGAAUGAGAAACAUCUUCACACCAGCAGGACACAAAUAGUACAUGUGAAAUUUCCAAGCAUUAUGGUUUACAGAGAUGAUUAUUUCAUCAGACAUUCCAUCUCUGUAUCUGCAGUGAUAGUACGCGCCUGGAUUACUCACAAAUACAGUGGCAGAGACUGGAAUGUUAAAUGGGAGGAAAACUUGCUCCAUGCUGUAGCAAAGAAUUAUACCCUCCUGCAGACCAUCCCGCCUUUUGAACGCCCUUUCAAAGAUCAUCAAGUGUGCCUUGAGUGGAACAUGGGUUAUAUUUGGAACCUUCGGGCAAACAGGAUUCCACAGUGUCCUCUGGAAAAUGAUGUGGUUGCCCUGCUUGGCUUUCCUUAUGCCUCCAGUGGAGAAAACACAGGCAUUGUCAAGAAGUUCCCGAGGUUUCGGAACCGAGAGCUGGAGGCCACUCGACGCCAGAGGAUGGAUUACCCAGUGUUUACUGUUUCAUUGUGGCUUUAUUUACUCCAUUAUUGCAAGGCCAACCUCUGUGGGAUUCUGUACUUUGUUGACUCUAAUGAGAUGUACGGCACACCUUCUGUAUUUCUUACGGAAGAGGGCUAUUUGCAUAUUCAGAUGCAUCUUGUCAAAGGGGAAGACCUUGCUGUAAAAACUAAAUUCAUCAUACCUUUGAAGGAGUGGUUUCGACUGGAUAUCUCUUUUAACGGAGGCCAGAUAGUAGUAACCACUAGCAUUGGACAGGAUUUGAAAAGCUACCACAAUCAGACCAUUAGCUUCCGGGAGGAUUUCCAUUAUAAUGACACAGCUGGGUACUUCAUUAUUGGAGGGAGCAGGUAUGUGGCUGGCAUUGAAGGGUUUUUUGGACCCCUGAAGUACUAUCGCCUUCGCAGUCUGCACCCCGCCCAGAUUUUUAAUCCCCUCCGUGAGAAGCAACUUGCUGAACAAAUCAAGUUAUAUUAUGAAAGGUGUGCUGAGGUUCAAGAAAUAGUAUCUGCGUAUGCAUCUGCAGCAAAGCACGGGGGCGAGAGACAAGAAGCAUGCCACCUCCACAACUCCUACCUGGACCUCCAGCGCAGGUAUGGGAGACCCUCGAUGUGCAGAGCCUUCCCCUGGGAGAAGGAGCUGAAAGACAAACACCCCAGCUUGUUCCAGGCAUUGCUGGAGAUGGAUCUGCUGACCGUGCCAAGGAACCAAAAUGAAUCUGUAUCAGAAAUCGGUGGGAAGAUAUUUGAGAAGGCUGUAAAGAGACUCUCUAGCGUUGAUGGUCUUCACCAAAUUAGCUCUAUCGUCCCCUUUCUGAUGGAUUCCAGCUGCUGUGGGUACCAUAAAGCAUCCUACUACCUCGCAGUCUUUUAUGAGACUGGAUUAAAUGUUCCUCGGGAUCAGCUGCAGGGCAUGUUGUAUAGUUUGGUUGGAGGCCAGGGGAGUGAGAGGCUAUCUUCAAUGAAUCUUGGGUAUAAACACUACCAGGGUAUUGACAACUACCCCCUGGACUGGGAAUUGUCGUAUGCCUACUACAGCAACAUUGCCACCAAGACACCCCUUGACCAGCACACACUGCAAGGAGAUCAGGCAUAUGUUGAAACAAUUAGACUAAAAGAUGAUGAAAUACUCAAGGUACAAACCAAAGAAGAUGGAGAUGUCUUUAUGUGGUUGAAGCAUGAAGCUACCCGAGGCAAUGCAGCAGCUCAGCAACGAUUGGCCCAGAUGCUGUUCUGGGGGCAGCAAGGUGUGGCCAAGAAUCCCGAAGCAGCAAUUGAGUGGUACGCCAAGGGCGCCCUGGAGACGGAGGAUCCUGCGUUAAUCUAUGACUAUGCCAUUGUGCUAUUCAAGGGUCAAGGAGUAAAAAAGAACAGACGGCUUGCCUUAGAGCUGAUGAAGAAAGCAGCUUCCAAGGGAUUGCAUCAGGCAGUCAAUGGCCUGGGAUGGUAUUACCACAAAUUCAAGAAAAAUUACGCCAAAGCAGCAAAGUACUGGUUAAAAGCAGAAGAAAUGGGGAACCCAGAUGCGUCAUACAAUCUUGGAGUCCUGCAUUUGGAUGGCAUCUUCCCUGGAGUUCCUGGAAGGAAUCAAACUUUAGCUGGUGAAUAUUUCCAUAAGGCUGCGCAAGGUGGACACAUGGAAGGGACCUUGUGGUGUUCUCUCUACUAUAUCACAGGCAACCUGGAGACAUUCCCUAGAGAUCCUGAGAAAGCUGUUGUAUGGGCAAAACAUGUAGCUGAGAAAAAUGGCUACUUGGGCCAUGUCAUCCGCAAAGGCCUCAAUGCCUACCUGGAAGGUUCAUGGCAUGAAGCUUUGCUGUAUUAUGUUUUAGCAGCAGAAACUGGAAUUGAAGUGUCACAGACAAAUUUAGCACACAUCUGUGAGGAGAGGCCAGACCUGGCCAGGAGAUACUUGGGCGUUAACUGUGUUUGGAGAUACUAUAAUUUCUCUGUUUUUCAAAUCGAUGCUCCUUCCUUUGCAUAUUUGAAGAUGGGAGACCUUUACUACUAUGGCCACCAAAACCAGUCACAAGACCUGGAGUUGUCUGUGCAGAUGUACGCCCAAGCCGCCCUGGAUGGAGACUCCCAGGGAUUUUUUAACCUGGCCCUGCUAAUCGAGGAAGGUACGAUAAUCCCACACCAUAUCUUGGAUUUCUUGGAAAUUGACUCAACUCUUCAUUCUAAUAACAUCUCCAUUCUCCAGGAACUGUACGAAAGGUGCUGGAGCCACAGUAACGAGGAGUCCUUCAGCCCCUGCUCCUUGGCCUGGCUUUACCUGCACUUGCGGCUUCUCUGGGGUGCUAUCCUGCACUCAGCCCUGAUCUACUUUCUGGGAACCUUUCUGCUAUCCAUAUUGAUCGCCUGGACUGUGCAGUAUUUCCAGUCUGUCUCAGACCCCCAGGAACAAAAUAUAACAGAGUAGUGCAAAAGUUUGUCCUCUCCAGCAAUCUCAUGGCAAAAAGGCUCGAAAGCACAACUGUGCAAAUAGAUUUGAAGACAUCCAUCAUGUCACUUCCACUGAGAUCCCACUGGCAAAAGCAAGUCACAUGGGUAAGUCAAAGUCAAGGGACAGAGAAGUGUAGGCUUCCCAUGGAAGUGGGAGGUGGGUUAUUUUCAACCUCCAUUUGUCUACACCAAAGCUGGAGCUGCUGCCUUGCAGCCUUCGCUGAAGCCUUCCUCCUGUGAAUUUCCCUGGCUCAUUGACUUGACCACUCCAUGAAACAGUUAUGUACUUUUGUCAUCUUGUCCAAGUCUUAGUUCUUUGGUAUUUGCUUUGUCUCCCCAAUAGAAUUUUUGCAUUAUUAAGGCAAGGGCAAUUCUGAGACACCCCCAGCAUUCGUACAAUGCUGACACAGAGAAAGUACACAGUAAGUCAUUGUGGAAGGACUGGUCAGGUGUAUUUUUUUCUAUCUUUCUACCGAGAAGCCUGCAGUAAGUGCCGCUGUGGGUAUCCUGGCAGAUUACAUGAAAACAAAUGCAAAAGAGCUGAGCUUGUACCUGUGGCCCCACAUUGCUGGAGGAAUUUGACAGCUCUUCAUUAUUUCAGAGGAUUUCUACCAGCAGGUACAGCUGGGUUAAUCAGCACCAUAUCCUUGCAGACUUAAUUAGCAGCUCCUUAUCAGAACUCAGCUUCUUAAUACCAGACAUUAAAAAAAAAAAGUUCCAAGCUUAUAUCCUUAUGUUCAGUUACUUCUCAUGCAAAUCUGAGACCAAAAUCUCACCUUCUAAAGAGAGUCAAGAGAUGAGAGUCAAAGUGAUUCAAAAAUGUCCUUUUCCUGGUCAGAUGAAGAUUAUACUAAUACUGAUUAAUUUGCAACCUCCAAUAUGGAAUAAUUCUAUUCAUUAUCUCAGAAGUAUUCUUUUUUGAUGGUUUCUUCUGGGCAUUCUACCACUCUAGUCUAGCCCCAGCUCCAGAAUUAGGGGGACACUGACCCCCAACAGGCAUUUUUCCCCUCUACUCCUUAGAAGUCCUCUCCUAAAUACAUCUGUACUUUUUGCAUCAGGGGUUUCAAUUACUUGGGCUCACCACAGACAGAUAGAAGGUAGUCAAAAGCAGAUACUUCAAGCACUAUCCAUCACAAUUGCCUUAGGUAUUUACUUUAUCUUUCUACAAGUCUAGGAAUAUUUUGAGGCCCCCUUUACUAUCGCUGAUGGACUCUACGGCUCAACAUUCUUUACAGACACAGGCUUUCGCGGAUUUCACGUUAUUAUUGGAUCAACAUUUCUCACUGUCUCCUCUGCCAAUUAAAAUUCCACUUUACAUCC